Messenger RNA from Aaosphaeria arxii CBS 175.79, 1557 nucleotides. RefSeq names its product glycosyltransferase family 62 protein. Gene Ontology annotation, cellular component: mannan polymerase complex. The transcript has 4 exons. Gene Ontology annotation, molecular function: alpha-1,6-mannosyltransferase activity. The coding region runs from base 1 to 1557 and encodes 518 amino acids. The record is from RefSeq and is a predicted model, not a curated record. NCBI's taxonomy places the organism in Eukaryota, Fungi, Ascomycota, Dothideomycetes, Pleosporales. Gene Ontology annotation, biological process: cell wall mannoprotein biosynthetic process; protein N-linked glycosylation.
AUGCUGCCCUUACAUAGCUCGGCUACCAAAGGGAAGAUGCAUCGCAAUGCCUUUUCGAAUGGGCAGGCGGGGGCAUAUCCGUCUGGAGGAAACGGUACCUUCUCCAUUCAACCUCACAAAUUCCAGCCGCGAUCACAGCCAGCUUUGCGGCGGCGCAGGCAAUUAAUACAGCGGAUACUCCUCGUCGGCGGAGUCUUCUUCACUGUUCUCUUUUUCUUCUUCCCUGACCUGAGACCGAAUCUUGGCUCCGGCCCGUUGAGUUACUUGACCUCGAGCGAUGAUGGUCAGCUCGAGACUAUUCGAUACUAUGACCUCAACAACGUGCAAGGCACAGCGAGGGGCUGGGAGCGGGAGGAGAGGAUAUUACUUUGCGCCCCUCUGCGAGAUGCUUCACCGCAUUUGCCCAUGUUCUUCUCUCAUCUGAAGAACCUGACCUACCCGCACAACCUCAUUGACCUCGCCUUCCUCGUCGGAGAUUCGAAGGACAACACCCUUCAGUUGUUGGAGGACAGCCUGAAGGAGCUUCAGGCCAACGAGGAUUCUAGACAGCACUUCGGAGAGAUAUCGAUCAUGCAGAAGGAUUUCGGCCAAAAGGUCAACCAGGACGUAGAAAGUCGACACGGUUUUGCGGCGCAGGCUGGACGUCGUAAGUCCAUGGCCCAGGCCCGCAACUGGCUCCUCAGCGCUGCCCUCCGGCCAACGCACAGCUGGGUCUACUGGCGAGAUGUCGAUGUCGAGACUGCGCCAUUCACGAUUCUCGAGGAUCUUAUGCGACACAACAAGGAUGUUAUUGUACCCAACGUUUGGCGUCCCCUACCCGAUUGGCUAGGCGGAGAGCAACCCUACGAUCUCAACUCGUGGCAAGAAUCGGAGACCGCCCUCGCCCUCGCCGACACCCUCGAUGAGGAUGCUGUCAUCGUUGAAGGUUACGCAGAGUACGCCACCUGGAGACCCCACUUGGCUUACCUCCGUGAUCCCUAUGGUGACCCUGAUAUGGAGAUGGAGAUUGACGGUGUCGGUGGUGUCAGUAUUCUCGCCAAAGCCAAGGUCUUCCGCGCGGGCGUUCACUUCCCUGCUUUCAGUUUCGAGAAGCACGCAGAAACCGAAGGUUUCGGAAAGAUGGCCAAGCGCAUGAAAUUCUCCGUUGUUGGUCUCCCGCAUUACACCAUUUGGCAUCUUUACGAGCCUAGUGUUGACGACAUCCGCCACAUGGAAGAGAUGGAGAAGGAGCGAAAGGCAAAGGAGGCUGAAGAGGAGGCCAAGAAGGCACGUCUGGAGAAGAUCAACAGCCAAUUCGAUUCCAAGUCCAGCGACUGGGAGAGGGAGAAGGCCAAGGUCCAAGACGCAGUUCAGAAGGAGAAGAACGAUGAGGCCGAGAGGCAGAAGCAAGAGGAGGAGGCCAAGAAAGAAGCGGAGAUCAAGAAGGAGACCCCAGCGGAGAGGUUCGAAGAGAAGCCGGAGGGCCAGCAAGCGGAGAUCAAAGAGGAGAAAGUGGACAAGCCGGAGCAAGUCAACGAAGAGAGGCAGGAAGCUCCUAAGAAAGCCCGUGACUCUUAA